AUGGCCGCCAACGGCCAGCCGGCGGCGGCGGUCGCCACCAUCGACGACCUCCCUGAAAACCUGCUGCUCGAUAUCUUCCUCCGCCUUCCCUCCCUCUCGGACCUCGUCCGCGCCGCCUGCACCUGCCUGGCCUGGCGCAACCUGGUGACCAACUUCCCCCCCUUCCGCCGUCAAUUCAUCGACCUCCACCCGGCGCCCCUCCUCGGCCUCUUCUUCGACACGCCGUUUCAGGCUGUCCCCGGCAUCCCCACCUUCGCCCCCGCCCGCCGGAAUGAUCCGGAGCUCGUGGCCGCCAUCUUGAGCGGUGACUUUUUCCUCACCAGCCUCCAGGCGCGCGACGGCCCGGAAGCUAACUGGAGCUUCCUCGACGCCUGUGGCGGCUACCUUCUCCUCAUCAAAGAGGAUGAGGUAUUGCUCCUGCUGCUAAACCCCUUGGCACGGUGGUGCGAGCGGUUCUUUGAUCUGAGUGACUCCCGCAUCUUCGAGGACGACGACUACGACCGCGAAGGCGAUCGUCAACUCCUUUACGCCGGCCUGAUCUGCGAUGACGAAAACCCCGCGAGCUUUGGCAUCUUCUGUCUUGCUGCCCAUGGAGAGUUCAGGUUGCGGGCUGCGGUCUUCUUCUCAUUCUUGGGAAUGGGCGGCGAUUGGUUCCUCUCCCCAUGGUUGGAUGUCCCGCACCAUCCCAACCCCCACCCGGAAGGUGACGAAGAUGACGAAGAUGACGAUGGUGACGAAGGUGAUCUUGUGCUUGAGAGCGGCAUGCGAGUGGGUAAUUUCAUCUACUGGCUUUAUCAGAAUCGUGCGUAUGUGGUUGUCUUGGACCCCGACCCAAACAACCCGCGAUUGUUUGUUGAGAUGAUCCCCCCUCUUCUAAAUCUGGAAGGUUUUCGCAGCUCGAUCCUUGGCCAAAUUAACGGCGAUAAGAUGUGCAUUGCUUAUUCAAAUGGAUUCAACAUCGGUUUCAUGCUGCGUCAAGAAGAUGGCCUUGAUGCUGGGGCAUGGGCUAACAGCAGGGUAUUCAACCUGACUGAUCAAGUUCGACGGAAGCUUGGGUACAUACCCCAGAAUGGGCUGAAAAUUGCGGCAAUGCGGGGUAGCAUAGUGUACUUCACAACAUCACAGAUGUUCCAUCCGCUCGACGCCACUUGUUGGUUCGCUUGUCUGUGCUUGGAAAGUCGCAGGCUGGAGUGGUUGUUUCCGAGGACGUAUAAUGGUCUCUUCCAACCAUACCACCAUUCAUCGUGGAGUACUUUUCUGUUACCAGAGAAUGAAAGAUUUUAUCCCUUCAUAUGA
This is a messenger RNA of Triticum turgidum subsp. durum (durum wheat), 1296 nucleotides long. The record is from the annotation of a GenBank genome assembly. Lineage: Eukaryota; Viridiplantae; Streptophyta; Magnoliopsida; Poales; Poaceae.